Fraxinus pennsylvanica is the source of this 993-nucleotide messenger RNA. NCBI's taxonomy places the organism in Eukaryota, Viridiplantae, Streptophyta, Magnoliopsida, Lamiales, Oleaceae. The record is from the annotation of a GenBank genome assembly.
AUGAAAGAUUUAGAUUUGAAUCAGUUAGCUGCUGAACAAGAAAUGAAUGGGCCAGAUUUGAAUAGCUUGUAUCCCGACUGUAACUCUCAAGAUAUUAUUGACGAGUUACAUUAUACACAACCGGAAAUUGCUGAUUUUUUUAAUUUGAAUGAGUCGGUUGACACUAUAUUGUGUUCAAAUUCAGAUCUGAAUCAACCAACCUCUCCUAGAGUUGUUCACAUUUCAGACGGUUUGGACGGUCCAACAUCGAAUAGUUCUGUGAUUAAUUUGAAUGAAUCAGUUUCUGCUGGAUUUUGUCACAGUUUGGAAGAGAUUCGCUCAACGUCAGAAGAUUAUUUACCGGAUUUGGAACAAAUGUUUGAUGAUGACAUUUAUUUGAACUUGGACAUGCAACAAAAUCCACCAGAAAUCUUUGAAAUCAACUUGAAUGAACCGGAAACUGAACGAGAUGCUACUGACAAUACAUUGCUGGAAAAUAUUCGUCCUGGGAGCAAGAAGAAAAAUUUGACAUUAGAAAUAAAGAGGGCCAUCGUUGCAGCGUUGCUUGAACAAAGUAGCAAUGGACAGCUUUUAAAAGGCGCUGUUUCAAAUGUUGCAAACUCCUUUUCAAUAUCUACUCGAUCCGUCUCUCGUAUAUGGCGUGAAGCAAAAGAUCUACGCAACACAAAUGGUGAAAAUCUAUUGGAGUUCCGUUCGAAACUUACAAAUAGGGUGGGUCGGAAGAGAAUUCAGGUUGACAUAGAGCAGAAUCAUCGUCUUCAUCAUCCAGUGGAAAGUUUAAGUCUUGUAACGGGUUGCCCAUUUUUUCAGAUGCUCGACCCGGGUCUGAUGAUCGAUAAGUUUAUCGCUAUUUAUCUGGUAUUGCUUCGAAGUGGUUCCGUUCCAGCAAGCGACUUCUACAAGGAUAAGUCAACUUGUUCAUCACCAAACUUGGAAGUGUUUGUAGAGCAGCGAUCUUCAGACCUGAAUUGGAGUUUAGUGAUUCAAGUGUAA